AUGUCGGAUAUCGAGGUGGACAAGGUUGAGAAUUAUGACGGAGAUUCGAAGCCCAAACGCAAAAGAGAACUGAGUGGGUCGCGCUCUCGGUCUCCUACACGGUCUCCCAGACGGUCUCCCUCUCCCCCCCGGACCCGCCGACGCAAAUCGUCUUCUCCUCCACUGUCAAACCACCGACGUGACCCCGAUGGGCCCAACGUGCGAGAUGUAAACCCAGAGAGACGCAAGGAGAGAGAGCGUCAACUCGCGCUGCGUAUGGCUGAGAUCGAGCUGGGCACAGCCCCUCCAAAGCCCGAAUUCGAUGCCAAAGCCGAGUUUGCGAAGCUGCUCAACUCGCGCUCGGGAGGUGUAUAUGUGCCCCCGGCACGCCUGCGAGCUCUCCAGGCUGCUGCGGCCGAAGACAAGUCGAGCGCCGAGUACCAACGUCUUUCGUGGGAUGCACUCCGCAAGAGUAUCACCGGCAUCGUCAACAGGGUCAAUGUCGGGAACAUCAAGCACGUUAUUCCCGAGCUGUUCCAGGAAAACUUGGUUCGCGGACGAGGAUUGUUUGCGAGGAGUAUUAUGAAGGCCCAGGCUGCUUCGUUGCCGUUUACCCCGAUUUUUGCCGCUUUGGUUGCGGUUAUCAAUACCAAGCUUCCGCAGGUCGGAGAGUUGUUGUUGACGAGGUUGAUUAGUCAGUUUAGGAGGUCGUUUAAACGAAAUGACAAGGUGAGUCGGACGCCACGUUUCUGUGCGUCUGCUGGUGUUUACCUGGUUGCACACGAGAUCAUUGCACUCCAGAUACUUGUCUUGUUGCUCGAACAACCAACAGAUGAUUCGGUCGAAAUUGCAGUUGGCUUCAUGCGUGAAGUCGGCGCGUACUUGGCGGAAAACUCGCCCCGUGCGAAUAAUGGCGUUUACGAACGGUUCCUUCGAAAAGACAAAUACAAGGACAAUGUGAUCGUUCCGGAAGGGUUGGACUUGGUUGAGGAGGAUGACCAAAUCACACACCAAAUCUCGCUAGACGAUGAGUUGCAGAUUCAAGAGGGCCUGAAUGUUUUCAAGUUUGAUCCAAAUUAUGUCGAAAACGAGGAAAAAUACAAGGAAAUCAGGGCCGAAAUAUUGGGAGAGGAUUCAGAUGACGAGUCCGGAAGUAGUGGAAGCGAGAGUGAUAGCGAGGAAGACGGAGAGGAAGCCGUUGCCGACAAGCCUGGCAUUACGGACAUGACCGAAACAAACUUGGUCAACCUUCGUCGUACUAUUUAUUUGACUAUUAUGAACGCUCUAAGCUACGAAGAAGCUGUUCACAAACUGAUGAAAGUCAAUAUUCAAGAAGGCCAAGAGAUCGAGCUGUGCAACAUGAUUGUCGAAUGUUGCUCUCAAGAGCGCUCGUAUUCCAACUUUUAUGGCCUAAUUGGGAACGCGUUUGCCAACUACUAUGAAACUAUUCACCGCUACGAAACCAACCGCCUGCGGAACAUUGCUCGGUUCUUUGGUCAUCUCAUUGCCACUGACGGAAUUUCCUGGGCUGUGUUCUCAGUUGUCAAAAUCAACGAGGACGACACCACGUCUUCUAGCCGUAUUUUUGUCAAGAUCCUCAUGCAAGAACUCCAAGAGUCAAUGGGAUUGAAAACCAUGUCCGAGCGCUUCAAGGACCCAACGAUGCGGGAGAGCUUCACAAACAUGUUCCCGAUGGACGACCCCACGGGCAAGAGCACCCGAUUCGCAGUCAAUUACUUUACGGCUCUCGGGCUGGGUGUCUUAACAGAGGAUAUGCGCGCGAAUUUAUUGGAAAAUGCCCGCAAAAUCGCUGCUAUCCGAGACUUGGAAGCCCAACGGGCAGCAAUGGAAGAGUCCUCCUCGUCGGAUUCGUCGGAUAGCACAACUAGCUCAGAUACCGAUUCAUCAGACUCCGACUCGGAUUCAGACUCUGACGACUCGCGAUAUGCGCGCAGACGCAGGUCACAGUCAAGGUCACGCUCGCCGCCGCCGCACCCGAGUCGCCGGACCGUGGGGCUCCUCGGCGGAGAAGCUAUUCUCCUCGUCGAGGAUCAACACCUCCCCGGAGGAGACGUAGGUCUUCCCCUUCGGUCUCGAGAUCGAGGUCGCCUUCUACACCACCUCCACCUCGUCGUGGCUCGCCUCCUGUCGUCGAGGAGGCCGGAUGAUACGCCACCACGCAAAGGAGGCCGAGAUGAUUCACCCCCUCCUCGCGGUGGCCGAGACAGCCCUCCCCCUCCCCCUCGUGAUCGUCGAAUCAAUGACUCUCGUCGGGACAGUCCUCCGCCGCGUGAUCGUCGCAGGGAUGACUCGCCUCGUGACCGUCGCAGGGACGAUUCACCUCCCCGAGACCGCCGCCGUGAUAGCCCUCGUCGCGACCGCCGUCGUGACUCUCCUCCCCCCCGUGAUCGUCGCCGCGAUAGCCCUUCCCGUGAUCGCCGCAGGGAUGAUUCGCCUCCUCAGGACCGUCGUCGGGGCAGUCCGCCACCUCGUGACAGCCGUAAGGACGACUCGCCUCGCGAUCGGCGCCGGGACAGUCCUCCCCCGCCAAGGCGCCAUCGAGACAGCCCACCCCGCAGGAACCAGGAGCGUUCGCUACGCCCCCUGGCAGGCGCAUUCAGCCUCUUGCGUAAUCUCGAUCUUCCGGGAUGGGUAGCCACGUCGCCACUUCAUGAUUGGCUGGGAGCUCCGGAUCAAAAUCCGUAUCCGGAACUAUAA
Molecule: messenger RNA, 2697 nt
Organism: Rhizoctonia solani
Lineage: Eukaryota; Fungi; Basidiomycota; Agaricomycetes; Cantharellales; Ceratobasidiaceae
Product: pre-mRNA-splicing factor CWC22
Exons: 11
Coding region: 1-2697 (898 amino acids)
Biological process (GO): mRNA splicing, via spliceosome
Cellular component (GO): catalytic step 2 spliceosome
Molecular function (GO): RNA binding; protein binding
Source: RefSeq, a predicted model, not a curated record